This is a messenger RNA of Plasmodium adleri (nom. inval.), 660 nucleotides long. RefSeq names its product HVA22/TB2/DP1 family protein, putative. Lineage: Eukaryota; Apicomplexa; Aconoidasida; Haemosporida; Plasmodiidae. The transcript is spliced from 2 exons. The coding region runs from base 1 to 660 and encodes 219 amino acids. The record is from RefSeq and is a predicted model, not a curated record.
AUGAAAAUGACCAAGUUGUAUAAACAUAAAGAUGAAAGGACCAAUACAUCACUGAAUAGUCUUAAAAGAAUAUCAUCAAACGUUUUUAGUGAUAAAUUAAAUAAUUUAGAUGUUAGUAGAGUAUUUAACAAUAUAGAUGAUUAUGUUAAAAAAUAUCCAUUCUUAAAUAAUAUAGGAAAAAAAUUUGGUGUUAAACCAUCUUAUAUUAUCGUACCUUUUUCCAUAUUUAUAUUUCUUUCUUUAGUUUUUGGAUGGGGUGCUGCAAUUAUUUGUAAUGUCGUUGGCUUUGCUUAUCCGGCGUAUCAAUCCUUCAAAGCUGUUGAAUCUCAAAGCAGAGAGGAAACUAAAUUAUGGUUAACAUAUUGGGUGGUUUUUUCUUUGUUUUUUUUUAUUGAAUAUUUAAUUGACAUAAUAUUAUUUUGGGUACCUUUUUAUUACCUAAUAAAAUUGCUCUUUCUUUUAUAUUUGUAUAUGCCCCAGGUACGAGGAGCAGUAAUGGUAUACAACUAUAUAAUUCGUCCCAUUUUAUUGAAACAUGAAAAAAUUAUAGAUGACACUGUUCAGAAAAUUAGCCAAACGGCAACUAGCCAUUUAACUCAAAUCACAGGAAAUUUAACAGAGAAGUUAGUACAGGAAGGAAUAAGAAGAAGACACAUAUGA